This is a messenger RNA of Aureobasidium subglaciale EXF-2481, 1506 nucleotides long. RefSeq lists its product as uncharacterized. The record is from RefSeq and is a predicted model, not a curated record. The transcript is spliced from 3 exons. The coding region runs from base 1 to 1506 and encodes 501 amino acids. Lineage: Eukaryota; Fungi; Ascomycota; Dothideomycetes; Dothideales; Saccotheciaceae.
AUGGAUGAACAAUCUCUGUUGGAUGCAUCUCCAAAGAGUGUUGAAGACUUCCCUUUCGAGCUUGACAACAUGAAGCCGACCGAUUCUCAAUCCGCACUGGCGCGAUGCUUCGUCAAAUUUGGCCAAAGCCUCCGAACACACUCCCGCAAACUCACCAAAUUGAAGAGAAACGUAUCCAAGUCAAAGAAAGACGCAUCUAAGGCGAAAAAAGACUUUCCAAAACUGAGGACCUUCGCCAACGACAACGCCACACUGGUCAACCAACUCCAAACCAAUCUUGAAAAUGUGCGAGAAGAGCUCAAGAGCCUCAAGCCAACCGUAGAGGAACAUGAAUGCGCACUCACUCUGGUGCAACAAGUCCCUGCCCGUGUUGGUCUCGUUGAGGAACGGCUCGGUAGCAUCCAGGAAGAUGUCAUGAACAUGAAGUCGACUGUGAAGAUGAAUGCGGAGGCGUACAAUCUCGUUCAAGGAGUCCCUGGUCGUAUCAAAGACCUUGAAGACCAGAUCUACUGCGUUCGGGAGGAUUUCAGGACCAUUGAGUCAUCGAUGAAUGAAGCUUCCAACGCGUUUGGCCGUAAUCAGGAGGUCAUCGAUCCUUUCAAAGAUCUCGAAGCCCGGCUUCACAACGUGCAAGAAGAUAUUGAGAGUAUAAAGCCAAUUGUGGACGAACACACCAAAGUGGUGGAUCUCGUUCGUGAGACUCCCAGUCGCGUCGACAACCUCCAGGACAAACUUCGUAUCUUUCGAAAGAGUUUUGAGAAGAUGAAGCCAAUGGUAAAGGAACACGAAGAGGCACUUGAGCAGACCAUCACGCUAUUGAAGUCUCCGAUCUUCGAAGAGGACGGAGGCUACGACUCAAGUCGCCAUCGUCACCGUCACGCAGAUCCCACAUUUGGUACUGCCGCCAACUCUGACGGCUUCCAGGAGACCGAUGAUGAGCUCGCUGAUGAUGAACAUGAUAAUCGUGCAGACGAUGACCAUUCGGCAGGGUUUGGUGCCGCUGCCGAGCAUGACGACUACCAAGACAUCGAAGAACUUCUGCUGGUUGAUAAAGACAAGGAGGAUCGUGCUAAUUGUUAUCACAAGGCAAGGCACAACCGCCGCCAUCAAUCCAAGUCUGACGAGGAGGCGUCCCAUAUGGAUGGAGAUGAAGAAGCGGAGACUUCGCAGCUGUUGUCACGUUCCAAGCGCUACCUGAAGCGAGCCGGGGAUCCACUUCUCGAAGAGUCUCCAGCGCAAAGACCUAGGAGCGACGUCAAAGUAUGGGUCAACGGAUCUGGAGAUCUCGUUACCGACGCUUCGUAUCUUGCCAGGGGUACAGCAUGGAAGAACUUGAAGACCUCAUGGGAGGCCACAAAAAAAUUCUACGACGAAAAGGACAAGUACUGGACCUCGAUCAAUGAGCUACUUGACCUUCCUGAAGGAUUCAAAGGAGAAUUUGGUCCAGACAUGUUCUUGGCCAAGACUACCAUGAUCAGCAGGAAGUAUGUUGGCGUUUGGGAAUAG